UGGACCGCACUCCAGCGACGCGCGAGCAGCUCCGGCGUCCCAGACCAGUGUCCUACAGUGUCCCAGCCACACCAUGAUUGUCAAGGUCGCCGCGAUUUUGGCGCUGGCGGUGGCGCUGGAGGCCCUGCCGGCGGUGCCCGGGCGGGCCGGUGGCCGUGCCGGUGACCGCGCCGUCGGCGCCACCAAGUACAGCAACAGGCCCAACAGCGGCGACGGGUCCUACCGCUACGAGUUCGAGCUGCCCGACGGCUCGCUGCGCUACGAGGAGGGCGCCCUGCAGAACGUCGGCAUGCCCGGCAAGGAGUUCCUGCAGGUCCGCGGCGUCUUCAGCAGGCCCAGCUUCGACGGCAAGAGCAUGGAGCAGGUCAUGUACAUCGCGGACGAAGCGGGCUUCCGCAUCGAGAAGGCGCCCCAGUUGGGGCAGGCGCCGUCCGCCGGCCUGCUCGCCUCCCUCGUGGGCUGACGCCUUGGCUGACGCUCAAGCUGAAGCGGUAGCACCUCUGCAUCCAAAAACCAAAAUUUCUUGAUUUUCACUGUAAAAAAUGUUCGGAAUUUUACCAUACAGUAGUCAAGGAAAAUUCCCAUACAUGUAUAGGAAUUACUGAAAUUCCGAUACAUGUAUAGGAAUGUUCCAAUCUGUAUAGGUUUUUUGCUAUACGGGCUGAAAAUGUAUAGGAAUAUUCCUAUACAUGUAUAGGAAUUUGAGUAAUUCCUAUCCAUGUAUAGGAUUUUGAAGCCCGUGUAUAGGAAUAUGGCCAACUGGAAAACAGAGUUUUCCAUCAACCUUAUUAACAGCGAUUCAAAUCGUUGUAAUUUGAUUAAUUGCAUUCAUUUUUAUUUGGCGGAUUAAAGAAAUGUUUUAUUCUUUUUUUAAAAUCCGUUUGGAUCAAAAAUGACCUUUGCCUUCUAGAAAAAAAACUGGUCUAAAAAGUUUUCCGGGUGCAGGCGUGGCGCGCGAAGGAGUCACCGCCGAAGCAACCAUGUCAUUCGUGUAAACUUCCCUC
Molecule: messenger RNA, 1004 nt
Organism: Thrips palmi
Lineage: Eukaryota; Metazoa; Arthropoda; Insecta; Thysanoptera; Thripidae
Product: endocuticle structural glycoprotein SgAbd-3-like
Exons: 3
Coding region: 74-463 (129 amino acids)
Source: RefSeq, a predicted model, not a curated record